Leishmania mexicana MHOM/GT/2001/U1103 is the source of this 1167-nucleotide messenger RNA. RefSeq lists its product as hypothetical. The record is from RefSeq and is a predicted model, not a curated record. NCBI's taxonomy places the organism in Eukaryota, Euglenozoa, Kinetoplastea, Trypanosomatida, Trypanosomatidae. The transcript has a single exon. Bases 1 to 1167 code for a protein of 388 amino acids.
AUGCUGAAGCUGUCUCGAGUGGCUCGCAGCAGCCGCUACACACCGGUGGUGGGGUGCGCUUUUCUAGUAGAGACACUGUACGGCUCCAAGUACAGUGCCAAUGUGGGCUUGUACAGCAUGCCGUACGUCUACGUGAAGACGAUUUUACUGUGCGCCACCGGGGACGGCCUCAAGCUACGCAAGGGGCGCUACAUCCACGGUCUCGUCGAGCUCCUUCUGCCAUCGAAGGUGUCACAGGACAACUUGACCAAGCUGGAGCUGCUGCAGUUUGUCGCCGCCAUCCCGAUGGAUCGCUACGCCAGCGGCAACGACGAGCCCUCAACGGUUGAUGAGGAGGAGGCGGAGGACCAGGCCGUGCUGGCGCUCAUGUUACAUGGCAACGAUGAUGCCAGCAGUGACGACCCCACGGCUGCGGCCAUUCACGCAGACUAUUGUGCGUCUUCCCCGUCACCGCUGCACGACGAGUGCAGGGCGCUGCGACGUCCUCUACAUGACUGCAGCGACGGGAACCAUAGCCGUUCAACGGAGGACGCCGCUUGCGAUCGUGAGGGCUACGAUGCACCGGCUCGCCACGGCUCUGACGCCGCCGCCGCUGCUGCUACUGCUGGGCGCAGUCGCGCCGAAGGGGCGGCGGAUGACGCAGCUGCGGUGGAGUCGAUCAUGUCCUUCGUCUCCGCUACCGCGUUUCCGUCUUCCAUUGCGCGAGUGCUGAUCUACGACGCCGUAUGCACGUGCAUGGCGGACGGGCUCUACAGUGCCAAGGAGAAGGAGCGCGUUGCACUGUUGUCGAGCCACAUCGGCCUUUCCUCUGCUGUGCGUGGACAAAUUGAAAAGUUGGCACUGCAGGAGAAGGUAAUCUCCAUUCGCAAGCGGCGCCUGCUGCUUCUCCAGCCCUUACACACGAACAAGACGCCUGAGGGGGAGGAGCGGCGCUGGCAAGCGUUCAGCACACUUGGCAGCGCGGCGAACUCGACGUCUCACCAACAGGGGCGAUGUGGAUCAGACGCUGCGAGCAGGCACGAUGCCGGCCACCGCAGCGACCACCAAGACGCCGAGGACGAGGCGGACACUUUUGCCGCCGAGGAGGCCAUACGAGUGGAGGCGGCGAAGACGCUGCUUCGGCGUGCACGGGCGCAUCGGUCAAGCAAGCGCUACGCUGGCGUCUGA